AGUUUGGUAGUACUUCGCUUCCUUGUUAUCUUCAACCAUGGUUUGACUUAUCUUCCUCUAUUAUUGCUACCUUUAGUCUAUUAUUGCUACCACACUUUCUAUUGCUGCUUUUUGUGAAGUCUUUAAUUAAUAACUUUUUCGGGACUUACUUCAGAUUGAAGGCAAAGAAUUUACUUAAGCUACGGGAGUAGAUCAACAAAAACAAAAUGGCGCUGGCGACUACAUUUCAGAAGGAAGAGGAACCGACGAAAGCAGAGAUCCAGACUCUGUGCCCCGUCAAAUUGGGGAAAAUUCUGGUCGGCAAGACAAUGGAUAUGCUUGUCGACUACCACGCGCCUCUGCACCUGUAUACCGGAGAGUACAAGGACAAGACUUCGGGAACAAGCCAGGAGCAGAAGAAACAAGUGAAAGGGGAGAUGCUGGCUGUUAAGGGUUUCCAAAUUCUAUCACGCGCUACCAUCUUUGAGCCUUUUCCUAGUGGGAAAGAAAUUAAGGAUGUUCUGGCGACUGAUAUAAUUCCGUAACCUCUAACAAUUCUUUGGUGGGCUCCCGUGUGAAGUGUGCGACAAACAAAAUCUAUCUGGAUCGCUGCCGCGGCCGUCUUGGCCAGCACUUCAAGGACAACAAGAGCGCCCUAAUGGCUAUCAAAGACAUCGAAAAGCAGACCGCCAAAGUGAGAGGAGUUCUGGAUCAGAUGAAGCAGAAUGUGGAUUGCGGAAAGUACGAGAUGCUGGACACGUCGUUCAUCGAUCUGGGAGUGGUUCACUGUGCGAUGGGCUUUGAUUAAGAGAAGACCAAAGACGGCCCUGCUGCUGUUUGUUUUGCUUGUCCUAAGGAAAAACGCAAAACAAACUGGAAGCAGAGACGUCAAGACCUUACCUCUAAGUUAGGGAGCAGAUGCCAAACCCCCGCAAGGUCAAUCCGUUUAAGAUUGAGGAGGGAUUUACUGCGUCGCAGGGUAUGCCAGGGUGCGAGAUGAUGUGAAACUCAUGCUAUUUGUCUGUGUGAUGAGUGAUUGUUCUAGUAUCUAAGGAGCCUACACCAGAACUGACUCAUAUGACGGGACGGCUUUGACAUUGACAAAACCUGCAUCACGCGGAUGCAAUGCACAAAAACCAAAUACAUGCUUUCGCCUCAAACUCAGUUUUUUCUGCGCCGGAAAGAGUGAAGAGCAAAGGCGACAAGACCAAGC
Molecule: messenger RNA, 1192 nt
Organism: Amoebophrya sp. A25
Lineage: Eukaryota; Dinophyceae; Syndiniales; Amoebophryaceae
Source: the annotation of a GenBank genome assembly